AUGAAGAAAACGUUGUGCAUAUUUUUCGUAUUUUUGUGUUCGACAGCUCAAGCUGCGACAUGCAAAUGCCGAUUGAAGCCGAGACAUUGCGGAUGGUGGUACUAUCAGUGUUGUAAUACUAAUUGCCAUAAUUCGUGCAAUAAUAAUGGAAACCAACAGUGCAAUCCUGGAAAUAAUAAUAAUAAUACUGGAGUCGAUGAAAACGGCUGUCCGUUUGGUUGGACAUUCCGCACGAGACCCUCCGGAGGCUUUUGCUUCAAUGUGUUCGCUGGCACAAUGACCCAGCCAGAAGCCGUUGCGAGUUGCCAGAAGCAUUCGGCAUUCCUCGCUGGAGUCCAAGAUCAACAAGAGCUUACUCUCUUCACGGAACGAGCUACGCAAGUCAUCCGCCAAAGUGGCUACAGUAGCGGCGGAAUUUGGAUUGGAGGAACGAGAAAAUCGGAAUGUCGAACGACCUCCAACAUUCCAGCACAAUGCUUCCCGGCCACCAAACAAGCAUUCGUAUGGAAUGAUAAUAUGGUGACAGGAGUCGAUGGAUUCAUAUUCCGCGACGGUCAGCCCGAUAAUAACAUGGGCAAUCAGAACUGUCUCUAUCUGUUGGGAGGAAGCCCAUCGAACGACGUAUGGGGAACAUGGUAUCCAGGAACUAUGGAUGAUACCAAAUGCGACUACACAUUGAACGACAGAAAUAUGGAUCGAUCGAUUAGAGGAUACGUCUGCGGAAUUCGAUCACGAACCAAGUGA
This is a messenger RNA of Caenorhabditis bovis, 744 nucleotides long. NCBI's taxonomy places the organism in Eukaryota, Metazoa, Nematoda, Chromadorea, Rhabditida, Rhabditidae. The record is from the annotation of a GenBank genome assembly.